This is a messenger RNA of Knipowitschia caucasica, 1209 nucleotides long. Lineage: Eukaryota; Metazoa; Chordata; Actinopteri; Gobiiformes; Gobiidae. The record is from the annotation of a GenBank genome assembly.
AUGAAAAUCUACUCCUGUUUGACCAAAAUCUGCCCCUCGCUGACAGACGCUGGCAGGCCUCCAGAUGUUUUUGAGGAUUAUGGUCUGGGCUGUUCUUUACCUGUUCGGGGCAGAAAGACUGCGGGGAACCGCAUGUCCAAACUGCUGGACGCGGAGGACGAGGAUGAUUUCUACAAAACAACUUACGGAGGAUUCAAUGAUGAAUCUGGAGACGAUGAGUAUCAUGGAGACCAUUCAGACACAGACGAUGAAGUGGACAGUGACUUUGACAUCGAUGAAGGCGAUGAACCAGACAGUGACCAGGAGGAGGAUGCACCCAAAAGAAAGAGCCGUGUGGUGACGAAGGCCUAUAAGGAACCAAUCAAAGUAGCUAAACCUAAACCCAAAAAACCUGUGGAGGAGCAGAAAAAGACUGAGAAAACUAAAGUAGAACUUAAAAGGAAAGUUACUCAAGAGUAUAAAGAUGUUGGUGAAAGUAAGACAAAAAUAACUCGUAAAUCAGUGCGUAAGUCUACAAGUGAACACACCCGUAAAACAAAUCAACGUCUACAAGAGCGGCAGUACGCGCCACGCAGGAGACGAGGAGCCCACCGCGACAAGCCCCUGAGUCAGAAGGAGCUGCUCGCAGAAGCCAAGAUCACAGCUGAACUUAACAUCCGGUCAUUAGAAAAUUAUGAAAGGCUGGAGGCAGAUAAGAAGAAACAAGUGCAUAAGAAGCGGCGUUUCGAUGGACCAACAAUCCGCUACCACUCUGUCCUGAUGCCUAUCGUCUCUUCUUCCAUGUUGAAGGAAGAAAACGUUGACGUUGAAGGGCUGGACCAGGACGUCCCUCAGACUUCUGCAGCUAACCCAGGAACACCGUCCCAACCGCAGCAGUCGACCGGGGGCCUGUGCUCUCGAACCUACAUCACAUUCAGUGACGAAGACGCGUUUGAAGCGGCGUUUCCCAACAGAGCUCAGGCGGCGCCCCAGCUCCCCGUUCAGGAGAUCUGCCCCGUCACACACAAGACUGCUCUGUACAGGGACCCGGUCACUGACAUACCGUACGCCAACGCUCGAGCCUUUAAGAUCAUCCGAGAGGCCUACCAGAAAUACGUGGCGACUCACGGCUUCCCGAGCACGUCCGGCACCGCUGCAGCUCAGGACUCUGUAACGGCAAAGGGGGCUCGGCCUAAAAUGGUGGUUAAACAGACUCCAGCGGCAACAUGA